UCUUCGGUCAUUGUUCUGUUAAAUUUUUGUUAGCCGGUCGUAAAAAUUGUUACGUUUAAUUUGUUAUUUGUUAAAUUUAAAUUAAAAAUUUCGAUCACAUACUGCCAUGAAACUUAAGACGGUGGAUUAUAAUGAUAGCUCCGACGAUGAGGGCGAGGAGGAGAUGCAGAAUGAUAAUCCUGCAUCCGAAGAAUCCGAUUUGGGCGAAGAAGAGGAGCAGUUGGAGGAGGAUGAGGGGGACAUGGAAGACGGUGAGGAGCAGCCGGAUGGAGAAGACCAAGAGUCCGAAUCUGAAAGGGAUCGCCAUCCUUAUCCUACUCCCCCGCCCGAUGAUGGGUCAAAAAUGGCGGCACUCAAGCCGAUGGUCGCAAAACCAAAGGCAUCGCUCAUUUCCCUGGCACUCAUGGCCAUCGAAAAGCUGGCGAGUCGAUCGGGAUCGUCGGUUAAGGCCAUCAUGUCCUAUCUUAAGGAAAAUGGUCACGAGUGGCCGGAUCCUAAGAAAACCGAGCGUCUUAUGUUCCGGGCUCUAAAAGUUGCCGAGGGCAAAGAGGAGGUGAUCAUGGUAAAACGAUCCUUCAAACUCUCCAAUAAGCUGAAGAGCUCCUCCAAGGCUGUGGAGAAAAUGAAGGCCAAAAAGCUGAAGGACAAGGAGAAGGAAAAGGAGAAGAAGGCCAAGGCCGAACAACUUCUGAAGGAGAAGGCCGAAAAGAAAAAGGCCAAGAAGAAGGCAAAGGCGAUGGAAAAGAAGGAGGCCAAAGAAAAGCCCAGUAAACCAACCGAGAGGAAAACGAAACAAGCUGGAAAAAAGAAGAAAGAGGACGGCGCCAAGGAUAAACCACCAGCAUCUAAGACAGCCGCAUCCGCUGCUGUACAGGCGAUGCUGGAAACUCCGAGGACCACGACUCCAGGAGCAAAAAUUAAGCCUGGCAAAUCUAAGGUCAAAUCUAAUGCCGAUGAGGAAGCAUCCGAGGCUGGAAAGGCGAAAAAACCGCGCAAGUCCAUUGGAACUCUGGCUCAGCCUAAGACUGCCAGGCCAAAAGUCAAGGCGGUCAAGAAACUGGUGGCUGGCAAGGCACUAGUACUUACACCGGAUCCUUCCUCGAGCGAUAUGACGAAGCCCCAGGCUAUGUCGACUCCUCAAGAACCCACGAAGGCUAAGCGAACGCGCAAAGCUUAACCACAAUUUAUUUCGUUUUCUUAAAAAUAUUUAAAUCAUUGUUAAUAAAUUUAAAAAUCAUUAUC
Messenger RNA from Drosophila takahashii, 1242 nucleotides. It is a transcript of the gene BigH1, whose product is annotated as Histone H1 variant BigH1. Gene Ontology annotation, molecular function: DNA binding. NCBI's taxonomy places the organism in Eukaryota, Metazoa, Arthropoda, Insecta, Diptera, Drosophilidae. Gene Ontology annotation, cellular component: nucleosome. Gene Ontology annotation, biological process: nucleosome assembly. The record is from RefSeq and is a predicted model, not a curated record.